Phlebotomus argentipes is the source of this 1162-nucleotide messenger RNA. RefSeq lists its product as uncharacterized. NCBI's taxonomy places the organism in Eukaryota, Metazoa, Arthropoda, Insecta, Diptera, Psychodidae. The transcript is spliced from 3 exons. The coding region runs from base 1 to 1137 and encodes 378 amino acids. The record is from RefSeq and is a predicted model, not a curated record.
AUGCUGGACCAUUUGAAGGAUCUUCUGACGGAAAUUCAUGAGAGAAAUCAAAGCGAUGAAGUCCUGGUCCACGAGGAAGAAUUCCUGCUUCAAUUGCAGCAGUUAUCCAGCUGGGAAAAGAUUUGCAUUGGGAAGCAACUGUACGCUUGCGAAUGGCAAGUGGGAAGUCCUCACUUGAUGUCCCUUUUGCAGCAAGAAGGUCUGUUCAAUGUCUGCCUCUAUCUCAGCAAUCUAGACAGCGCCAAUGAGGCGGAUAACAUUCUUAAUGAUUUGCUGGAAGUUGAGCAUUCACUCUUGGCCGAAGUCGUGCUCAGCGCUGGGAUUGAGAGUCCUCAAACAGAGAAACUCGUCUGCCUCCUUGAGAGAUGCUGCGAAAAUGCAUUGAAAGAUCUGCUAGCGAAUCCUAGUCUCAAAAUUCCCAACUAUCUGCACUGCCUUGAGGCAUUCCUGAGAGACGCUGAUUUGCAGCAAUUCCGUGACAUGCACUUGACGAUAUUAACAUCUAUACAUGAAUCUAAGAUUGUUCAUGCGCUAAAGAGUCAGAAAUGUUGGAUAAGUGAAGACGCUUUGGUAAGAAAUUCAUCCCUGGAAGAACUUUUGCGUCAAAUGAUCAAAAAGCCUCGACAAUCUCUUGAUUUGCUACUGAAGCUCAUGACAAAGACCAACUUUUCAGGAUGGAAAUUCUUUCUGGCUGUGAUAAACAUGAUUGUGAGGACUGCUUCUCAAGAAGAUUAUCUUCACUUUAAGAAAUACCUAGAGGGAUUUUUCUGGAAAGCCUGCUCCGCGAGAAGCGAACACCAAUUUCAGAUCUUCCUCCUCCUGGCCAGAGAGACUUCCUACGCUUUCGGGGAGAGGAAGAAAGCCACAUAUCUCGCGUGGUACAAGGCAACUAUCUCACAAAUGACAUAUAAACUACAACCCGAAGACUUCAAGAUCAUUCUAAGCUUCCUUGCGGAUUUAGCGCGAUUGGAGGAGGACAUGGAUUUCUUAGAUGUUCACAUCAAUAGUGCCGUUCCUGCUCCUCCCAGAUGCAAUGAACUUGUGCUCGACUUCAAGCAACUGACCAGGAUUCGUCACUGUGAACUGCUUCCACUCAACGAAUGCACUCAAGAAGACUGCGUAGUAUUUAUAGAUUGAAUCAAGAGAUUUAUUCGCAAAGAAA